Molecule: messenger RNA, 506 nt
Organism: Drosophila subpulchrella
Lineage: Eukaryota; Metazoa; Arthropoda; Insecta; Diptera; Drosophilidae
Product: FK506-binding protein 3-like
Exons: 1
Coding region: 10-258 (82 amino acids)
Source: RefSeq, a predicted model, not a curated record
UAACAUUUUAUGCAACGGCAGCUGCGGGAGUUACAUCUACAAUCCUCGAGCGAAGACGAGGACGACGAUGAGGACGAGGACGAUGGCGAGGAUUUCGAUGAGGAUUCUAGAGAUGAUGCUGGGGCGUUUAUGGGAGGAUAUGUUAGGCAUCGGGAUGCUGGUGGUUCUGUCUCCGUCACCGGUUCCGGCUCGGAUCCAGAAUCGGAUGACCUGGACUUUGAAAUAGAUAUUGAGAAUAUUAAUGAUUAUGAUGAAUGAAGAGUGAAUGGUUAUUGGCCAGCAUAAGCAAACAGCAUUGCGACUUGUCUAUUUCGAAACUAUGUUGAACCCAAGAUAUAGCGAUCUCUAAGCGUCUAUUUUACAAUCGCACACAACACCACACACACACAAUACACCCACACAAUACACCCACACACACAUCCACACGGAACACACACACAUGAUAUGAAUUAAUUGAAGUUAUAAAGCAAGCAAACAAUAAAUGCAAAAGGAGUAUACAAAAUAUA